AUGUGUACCGAGAGUGGGAGGAAGUGCCAAGGGUAUGAGACUCCUAUGGACGGGAGGACCCGCGAGGCUAGGGACAUGCGAAUGGUGAAUGGCCACAACGUCGUCCCCGUGCCCCGGCACCAGCAGCUAGCACCGGGCGCAGGCUUGAUUUGUUUGACGGAUGGAAGCCAGGUUGGCCUAUCAUCAAUGGAACGCCAUUAUUUGAAUUCUUUUCGUUCUCACACUUCCGUUCAAUGUGCUGGUCUCGCAUUCGAUCCUUUUUGGCAAAUCCUCGUUCACCAAGCAAGUGAAACCCACCCAGCGGUGCGCCACUCUGUCAUUGCUAUUAGCGCUUUACAUCGGCAAUUUUUGGAUCCGACCUCACAUCGAACUGAUCUGUUCCCAAUAAAGCAAUGCAAUAAAGCAAUCGGCCAUCUCCGCGCUGGAAUCCGGAGCAAUGCACACCUGGAUUCAUCGCAGACUGAAAGGAUACUAAUUGCAUGCGUCGUUCUCAUUACUUUCGGACUCCUUCAAGGAGAUGUCGAGGCAGUCCGCUGUCAUCUUCAAUCUGGAACCAGGCUGUUGUAUGAGUGGAGAAAAACGAAUGGCAAGAGGAGCUCGCUUGCCUCGGUUCUUCUACAUACCUUCGUGCAGCUCCACAUCCACUGGGCAAAUGUCACAGCGUUUAGAGGAUAUAUGCGCGGGGAAUAUCCAUACCUUGGAGAACUCCUGUCAGAUAAUCUGGCGGAUAUCUCUGAUUUUGCGGAUGACGACGAGCAAGCAAGGACGACGCUUUUGCUAUCCAUUCGAGCUUGGAUGGUAAUGAUCAACAACUUCACUCAAUCCAAGGGUAAAAGCACCAUCGUUCAUAGAAUGGAAGAUUUUCUGUUAGGUGCUCCGUCAACGGAGACCAAUGACUUCCGAUCUCAACUCGAGCACUGCGUGGCGGCCGGGAAAGCAUCUUCUCCCAUUGAGCAGCGGGCACUGCUAAUGGUCAAAAUCAACCGCGAAACAUUAUGGAUCCUGAAUACUGCCGCCGCGAACUUCGCAGGAGAUGAAAUGGGAUGGGAUACCCUUCUCUCACAUUUCAAAGUCAUCGUUGAUACAGCGGAAGAACUUCUAUCAUCAUUCGAACAACUACCAGAUUUCUCUUUCUCGGCAAAGGAAGGAUUUAUGGGGUCUUUGAUGCUUUGUGGCAUCAAAUGUCGGGAUUGGACCAUACGUCAAAGAUUGAUGAGUCUCUUCCAAAAAUAUAACCGGCGAGAAGGCGUUUCCUCAUCUGCUCAAUCCAUCGCCCUGCUGAAACGAAUCUGUCAGCUUGAGAAUUCUGGGACAUCACCCGAACAGGUGGUACCCGACUGCGAUCGUAUCACCAUGGUGAUCGUGGAGGAACAUGCGAAUCAUUCCCACCGUGUCCCAAAAGUCCGAUUCAGGUAUCAGGACCGCAAUAGAGAAUGGCAAAGUGAGAGCUUGGAACUUUGA
Molecule: messenger RNA, 1461 nt
Organism: Penicillium salamii
Lineage: Eukaryota; Fungi; Ascomycota; Eurotiomycetes; Eurotiales; Aspergillaceae
Source: the annotation of a GenBank genome assembly